CCUUUUCAUCGAAACGAAAACUCCAAAAACACCUGGAAUCUUUCCCCUCUUUCUCACACACAUUUGUCUCCUCUUCAAGAACCCUAAUCUCAGCUAAAAAUCCAAUCUCCCCCAAUUCAAUUUCAAAAAAUCACAUUCACCCCACUCUUUCUCUCUCCUCCACAGUCAUUGCUGUCGCCCUCAAUCGCGACUUUCGACCACCACUACCCACAAUUUUCCCCCUUUUCUCCCUCCUUUGUUUCCCCACUUUAUUUUCUCUUUCCUCCUUCCCCAUAUAAAUUAGGGCAUCUUUUAGUGUUCCAAGAGAUGACUUCUUCCUCUUCCACUAACAAUAAUAAUAACCCUGAACCUGAUUCUCCCCCUCCUCCUAAUCCCCCUGCUUCUGAAACUGUAGCUGUUGAAACUGACAAUCUUGAAGCUGAAGAAGAAGCUUUCAUGGAGAAAUCCAUGGUUUCUGAUGAUCAUAUGGAUGAAGAUUCUGUUAAUAAUCAUCCUGCUACUGUUUUUUGUAUCACAUUGAACCAAUCUCGCUCCAAUUUGCUUCAUAAAAUGAGUGUUCCUGAUCUUUGUCGCAAUUUUAGUGCUGUAGCCUGGUGUGGGAAGCUGAACGCCGUAGCAUGUGCUUCAGAAACUUGUGCUCGAAUUCCAAGUUCUAAUGCCAAUCCACCAUUUUGGAUCCCUAUACACAUAGUGAUUCCAGAGCGACCCACAGAGAGUUCCAUAUUCAAUGUCAUAGCAGAUAGUCCCCGCGAUUCAGUUCAGUUUAUUGAAUGGUCUCCACCUUCUUGUCCGCGGGCAUUAUUGAUUGCAAACUUCUAUGGAAGGGUUACUAUUUGGUCUCAGCAGACUCAGGGACCAGCUAACCUAGUGCGAGAUGUUAGUCGCUGGCAGCCUGAACAUGAAUGGAGGCAAGAUAUUGCAGUUGUGACAAAGUGGCUCUCUGGUGUUUCUCCGUAUAGGUGGCUUUCUGCAAAAUCCAAUAAUUCUACAAGCUUGAAGUCAACUUUUGAGGAGAAGUUCCUUCCUCAGCAUCCUCAAACGUCAGCUAGGUGGCCGAAUAUCCUAUGUGUAUGUUCUGUAUUCUCUUCAGGGUCGGUCCAACUUCAUUGGUCUCAGUGGCCACCUCGAGAGGGUGCAUCAGCGAAAUGGUUUUGCACAAGCAAAGGGCUUUUGGGGGCUGGACCCAGCGGUAUAAUGGCAGCUGAUGCUAUUGUGACUGACUCAGGAGCCAUGCAUAUCGCAGGUGUCCCUAUUGUAAAUCCAUCAACUGUCGUAAUCUGGGAGGUCACACCAGGACCUGGCAAUGGAUUAGAAGCAACUCCAAAGACGACAAUAAACAAUGCAGUCCCUCCGUCUGUUGACCCCCAUAGUUGGUCAGGAUUUGCCCCUCUUGCAGCUUAUUUGUUUGACUGGCAAGAAUACUUCAUAUCAGAAGGAAAACUAGGGAAAAAGCAGUCAUAUAAAGACUUCACGGAAAAUGUAUCAUUGUAUUGUUCACCAGUCUCAAAUUUUUCGGCAUAUGUGAGUCCAGAGGCUGCAUCACAAUCAACUGCAACUACUACAUGGGGUUCUGGUGUAACGGCCGUUUCAUUUGAUCCAACUCGUGGGGGUUCAGUCAUCACUGUGGUGAUAGUUGAGGGACAGUACAUGUCCCCAUAUGACCCUGAUGAGGGGCCCUCAAUCACAGGAUGGAGAGUGCAGCGUUGGGAAUCAUGCCUUAAACCUGUUGUCCUUCACCAGAUAUUUGGUAGUCCUACCAAUUUCGGAGGGCAGCCACCUAUGCAAACAGUUUGGGAGACCAAGGUCAACAAGAGCAUGCCACCAACUGAUGAUUUAAAGUCUCAGCAAGCUGCAUCAGUAGGACCAACUUCUGAUCUGCAGCCAAAACCCGAGUCUUCUGGUGAUAAGGCAAAAAGGGUCACCUUUGAUCACUUUAACAUGCCCAGUGACGUUAGGACACUUGCUCGCAUUGUAUACUCGGCUCAUGGUGGUGAAAUUGCUAUUGCUUUUUUACGUGGCGGGAUCCAUAUUUUUUCAGGGCCAAACUUUACACCUGUUGAUACAUACCAGAUUAAUGUUGGCUCAGCGAUAGCUGCUCCUGCUUUUUCUUCAACAAGCUGUUGUUCAGCUUCUGUAUGGCAUGACACCAGUAAAGACUGCACUAUGCUGAAGAUAAUCCGUGUUCUUCCACCUGCUGUUCCCAGCAGUCAAGCAAAAGCCAGUUCUCCUUCAUGGGAACGUGCAAUUGCAGAAAGGUUUUGGUGGAGUCUUUUGGUCGGAGUAGAUUGGUGGGAUGCUGUCGGGUGUACACAAAGUGCUGCUGAAGAUGGAAUUGUUUCCUUGAACAGCGUUAUUGCAGUUUUGGAUGCUGACUUCCAUUCCUUGCCCUCUACUCAGCACAGGCUGCAAUAUGGACCUAGCCUUGACAGGAUAAAAUGCAGACUUUUGGAAGGUACAAACGCUCAGGAAGUCAGAGCUAUGGUUCUUGAUAUGCAAGCAAGAUUGUUGUUAGAUAUGCUUGGGAAAGGAAUUGAAUCAGCAUUGAUAAAUCCUUCAGCUUUAGUUUCUGAGCCAUGGCAGGCAUCUGGCGAGAUGUUGAAUUCGAUUGAUUGUGAAUCCAUGGCUGUUGAUCCAGCGCUGGUUUUAAGUGUGCAGGCCUAUGUUGAUGCUGUUCUUGAUCUUGCUUCGCAUUUCAUCACACGCCUGCGUCGUUAUGCGAGCUUUUGUCGUACACUAGCGAAUCAUGCUGUUCAAGCAGGAACUGGUGGCAACCGGAGUAUGGUGGCUAGUCCUGCACAAAGUUCUGCAUCUCCUGCUCCAAGUCAGGGAGCUCAAAGCGGUACUACAAAUUCAACAGGAAGCACACAAAUGCAUGCUUGGGUUCAAGGUGCUAUUGCUAAGAUUAGUGGUACAACAGAUGGAGUUUCUACUUCAACUCCUAACCCUUUGAGCGGGCCAGCUCCGUAUAUGCCAAUCAGCAUAAAUACUGGAACGUUUCCUGGUACACCUGCUGUCAGGCUUAUAGGCGACUGCCAUUUCCUCCAUAGGUUGUGCCAACUUUUGCUAUUCUGCUUUUUUUUCCGACGAGCACAGCUACCACGCUACAUUCAGAGUUCCCAGAGAAUGGCUGAUGCAAGUAUGCAAAAGCCCCAGUCCAAUGCUGCAGGCAAGGUUGAAGAGAACCAGACAAAAUCCAUGCCAACAGCAGGCAGGCCAGAAGAUUCUCAGGGUGCUCGUAGCAAUCAGUUAGUUGCUGGUGUCAAAGUGGAAGAUGGUCCUGCCAGCAGAGCAAGACUGGGGACUGGGAAUGCUGGUCAAGGAUACACUUUUGAUGAGGUCAAAGUGCUGUUUCUGAUAUUGAUGGAUCUCUGUAAGCGAACAGCAGGCCUUGCGCACCCGUUGCCUGUUUCACAGGUUGGAAUGUCCAGUAUCCAGGUCCGGCUACAUUAUAUUGAUGGAAACUAUACCGUCGUGCCAGAGGUUGUUGAAGCAUCACUUGGCCCACAUAUGCAGAAUAUGCCUAGGCCUAGAGGUGCAGAUGCUGCUGGUUUACUUCUACGUGAGUUGGAACUCCACCCCCCUGCAGAAGAAUGGAAUCGACGGAACAUGUUUGGGGGUCCAUGGUCCGAUCUUGAUGAAAUGGGCUCUGUAGAUGAUAGCUCUAAGUUAAGCGCCUCCAUUGAUCCAGUUGAUUUAACUUCGAUGGAAACUUGUGAUGUUUCUUAUGGAGUGCAAAGCCUAUGGCCAAGGAAACGCAGGCUGUCUGAAAGGGAUGCUGCUUUUGGCUUUAACACUUCAGUUGGUCUAGGAGCUUAUCUUGGCAUUAUGGGAUCUCGGCGAGAUGUGGUGACUGCUGUUUGGAAGACUGGUUUGGAGGGUGUUUGGUUCAAGUGUAUAAGGUGUUUGCGACAAACCUCGGCCUUUUCCCCAACAGAUUCUAAUGGUCCAUCCAAUCAGAAUGACCGAGAGACAUACUGGAUAAGUCGCUGGGCUUAUGGUUGCCCAAUGUGUGGUGGAGCAUGGGUCCGAGUUGUAUAAUUAUUGUUAGCUAGGUUGUACAUUCUUUAUUUUGAACUCUGGCACGAGAAUAAGCAUUAUCUCUUCGUCGAAGCUGUUAUGACAAGGCUUUAUUGUCUGAGAAAUACAGCAGAUUACAUUAGAGUGACUGAGGACAUUGUAAACAUAUGAUGUCAUUAUAGUCUCGACUCUGGUGGACGAAGAGGCUUGCAUCGUCAGCAUGCCCUCCAACUCUUCUGAGACUUGGUGGGGAAGAAGUUUACAAGGAUCUUCGCCCUGGUUGAGAAUUACUGAGAUAAAAACAGCAAGGUUUCUGAGGUCUGUAAUUCAGAAUUGGCAGGGUUGAGGAUAGGAACUGUUGUCAUCAUUCUUGGUAUAUAUGUUUGGGCAUUUCAAUGCUUUGAUGACCUGGAAAUUGAGAUCCCAAUCUCUGUGUUCUUACUUGUCAGCAGUAAAAAUAAAAAAGGGAUUGAAAACAAGAUCUGUUUACAAUGUAGCUUAUGCUCAUUACAGUUUUGUACCGUCUUCUGCAUCACUCUACAGGAUUGAGCGAGAUUUCAUGUUUAUAGAUGUGGUUAUUUGUCAUUGUGAUUGCAGAGAAACAGAGAAACAUUUACAAUUGUUUGUGAACUUAUUCUUUCCAACAUAAACCUCGUAAAUAUAAAGAAGUUUGUCUCUCCCAAAA
Messenger RNA from Spinacia oleracea (spinach), 4702 nucleotides. Its product is annotated as mediator of RNA polymerase II transcription subunit 16. Bases 307 to 4038 code for a protein of 1243 amino acids. Gene Ontology annotation, cellular component: mediator complex. Lineage: Eukaryota; Viridiplantae; Streptophyta; Magnoliopsida; Caryophyllales; Amaranthaceae. The transcript has 17 exons. Gene Ontology annotation, biological process: regulation of DNA-templated transcription. The record is from RefSeq and is a predicted model, not a curated record.